AUUGCAACAGGGAAACUCAUUGAUUCUGCUUACCCUCCUCCCCCGCGGCCUUAUGAACAACACCUUAACAUCACGUUUUACUUAAACAGGAGGAUGAAGUUUGUAUUAGUGCUAUCGCUGAUGCUGUGUUACAGUUCAGCUCAGAGUGCUGAUUCAAGUGAGUAUAUUGUACAGUCCAACCCAUGUGAGUGACUACCUUUCGUAAGCGACCAUCUAACCAAAACACCAAAACUUUCCCAGUGAAAGCCAUUUGUACAUUUGGUACAUUUGGUACCUCUAGUAAACGACCACCUCCUGUAGACUGCGACCACACUAUUUGGGUCUGACGGUUUACUGAUUUCCAAUGGUUUUAACCUUGUAAGCGACCACUUCAUGGUCCUUCAAGCAUUGUCUGAUCUCUAUUUUGGCAGUGCGAACUAUGCUAAUAGGAAUAUAAGUAGAACUUUAGCAAAGCAUGGAACUACACACUUGCAAUAACUUAUCUUCCAUGAAAAAAAAAGUUGUGUUAGGACAUCUCCUUAAGCGGCCAUUGAGUCUGCAUUUUUUGUGCUCUCUUAUGGGGGUUCGCAUGUAUUUUUAUCGCGCAGAAUAUACUAUACGCCCCUAUUUUUCUCCUGUCCGUCCACCCAACCAGCUGACAUGGAGAAAACAGAAACUAGUGUUUAACUACCGAGCAUCUGGCAACUUUUCUUCUUUAAGAUUUUUUUUGGCAAUUUUCGUGAUCCACCUAUCGUGUUCAAAAACUCAACUACCCUUGGUCAGAUUUGAUUUCAGGUGAUAUCCUGUAAGUUUGCCACAUUGCAUUUUUAAACCAGUGGGAAAAUAGUGGAAUUUAGGAAAUUCGUAUUAAUUAGUUUGUUAUUUCAUCUAAUACUUUCGAAAAGUAAAGAACGUGGAAAAAAGAACAUUAAGGGCGAGACCCUUAAGUUCUCUAUUGAUUAAGAGAACACAAGUCUACGUGUAAAAUUACAAUCUGAUUUUAUAGGAUGUGGUUCUGUGGUAAACAACGCCUUGACAAGUCCUGGAUUUCCAACACCAUACCCCAAUAACAGGCACUGUGUGUACAACGUUUCCAUUCCAUCCGGAAAGGCGCUGAAGAUCAGUUUUUCAACUUUUUCCCUGGAAACACAUACUCGAUGCGGGUAAGAAAUUUAACAAUAGAGAGGUUUAGAGUCACGUUUACGGCAAACGGCAAACGUCAGAUUCAAGUUUAGAAUAUCUCAAAAUUAAAAAAAAAAUAGCAUGUAAAAACAGCUCAAAGCAAUUCUUAUGGACAAAACUGGCGUUAUACAAUUCACUUUUUUGUAGAAGCAAUGAACAAUAAACAUCAAGAAAAGAGAAAACUUGGUCACGUGGUACAGAUUCACUUUUGCCGUUUACAAUAAAGUUAACGUGACUGAGGACAAACAUUUGAAACCACUCAACUGACUCAGCUUUGGUAAGAGUAGACUAGGAACUUAACUUAAAGUGAUACUUAUUACUCUAAAACGUAACAUUUUUGCUGGUCAAAACUUACUCACGAAUUCCGACGUUUGGCUUGUACGCUGCAAGUUUGCGGAUCUGUGAUUUUAGGCCUAGAAAUAAGGCAAAAUCAGGCUUCUAAAAACCCAGGCUGGCAAAAACACCGGCCAAUGAGAAUAGCCCUCUAAUUUUAAAAUAAAGAUUGUUUUAAUAAGAAAUAAAGAGUAUCUGACAGUAAAUUAGCGGUCUGGUCGACAUGGCGUGAAAAAUAGAUUUCGCUCAUUUCUUGUGCGUUGAAAGACUUUCAUGUACCUGCACUUAACGGCCCCAAUUCGCUAGACUGUAUUUUUAAAACUCUCGAGUUUUUGAGAGAAUUUUGGUUCACCCCAUCCAACGAAAGAAAUAGUAAUUAUUAGAUAAAAGAAAUAACACGAAAAGCCGUCAUAAUUUCUUUAACAUUACACGGCGUUUUCUGCCAAUAUUACGCACAAUUCAACCUCAUAGCAAGAUUUUAACGAUCCCCUUCCCGCGCACAGAUAGAUCAAGUGGAGCCAAACCACCCCCCAAAUGGGGUCCCAAAUGUGUCAUUUGCUCUCGGAUAAAAAAUUGAAGUUGAGUAACAUAUAUAGAAAUUAAACCAUGAUAUCUUGUGAAAGAUUUCUUCCGAAAAAAAUAUAAUUUCUGCUAUUUCUUCGAUUCUUUAUUUUCCUAAAAUACUGCCUAAACAGUGCAUUCAUUAGUCAUUGACCAGGUGACAGCUCUUAGGUUAUCAGUAUGGUAUUUCUGUUGUUUCGGGGCAGACGGCUCUAGCUCUCUCGAAAUGUUCCUAGCGGCAGAGAGCGAUGGCAGUCGGCUGUUUCGCAGCCUAAUGAACAAAAUUCACACUAUUAUUCACAAGAUCGAAUGUUCAUUGGUGGUGUUAUACUCAUAUGGUAGAUAGGGUCAAAAGGUGAGACUUGUCAUUGGCUAAACCGAGAUCUGACCAAUGAUAUGGUUUUCGAUCUGGAAAAUGCCAUAGCUUUUUUAAAAUCAAAUUAAGAUUUCACGCCUCAAGGCUUUUACGUGAGUUGAGAUGAGUGAAAUCCCUUUUACAGGCCUUUGUCAUCUGUAAGUAGGUCGAUAAGCAAGAGAACAUACAAGCCACUUGUUGAACGUUAAUUGGCAUUUGUAGACGGCGGCAAUUCAACUGCUCGGGAGUGACUCAAGUGCAACAUAAAAUAAAAGAAUUUGAUCGGCGGCUUGAUAUUCCACAGAAACGUUUGGAGAGUCCUGAACUCCACCAUAAAGCACAACUCGCAAUUAGUUGAGGCAGGAGAACAUAAAAGGCUUUCAUGUUCUCUUGGCGGUUAGGGUUAUUUCUAAGAAUUUAACUGUCCUUGAAAAGUAAAAAGCAUAUUCUUUCCCUUCUAGGUUUGAUUAUUUGAGGAUUGUAGAUGAUGACAACAGAACACGUGGUACAUAUUGUGGGCGGGAACUUAGUGGAAAAAUAGUUUUGGUAACUGGAAACUACGCAUUAAUAACAUUCCACUCUGAUUAUUCUAAUCAAUACCUGGGAUUCCAGCUCACGAUGUUAUUUACUGAAAAUCAAAAUGGUAUGUUCAAAUAA
This is a messenger RNA of Porites lobata, 3067 nucleotides long. The record is from the annotation of a GenBank genome assembly. NCBI's taxonomy places the organism in Eukaryota, Metazoa, Cnidaria, Anthozoa, Scleractinia, Poritidae.